GACUUUUCAACCGCACUGCUUCGUUACACGUAUGCUGUACGUCCAGUAGCAACUGCAGCAGCUGGAUAGGUACGCAAUCUUCCCCACCGCCGACAUAUCACAGGCCAUCGUGAGAUGCAACAAUGAUCUGUGCCGCGGUAGAAUGGGGGCAUAAUUGGGGCCGAGCCUGGUCGAGCAACCGGAGAGCAUGCUCUUUCCAAUGAUGAAUCAACAGGCGGUCAAGGUGCUGAGAUUUAACCGUGGGACAACGACAAUGGCAUGCUCCAUCCUCGGGAAGACUCGUCUUUGUUGCUCGAGAUUUACAGCAGGACCCCAGACAAUUUGCACCCAGGGUUCUGAACAGAACACCUGAGGGUGUCAGGAACCGCCGUUGAGAUAGCACCGGGGAUCAAUAACGCCAUUGUACUACCCACAGAAUGAAACCAUCACGCUUUCAGUCCAAGAAGGGAAAUGACUCAAAGCUUUGCAACCAAUGGACUCCGAUCCGAACCACGCUAUCUUCCCAUCUGUCACGCUCAUGCUGCUUGCUCUCUAGCUCGAGCGGGAUCCGUCUCAAACCAUGACGUGCAUCUGCUUGCCUCUCACCAUCCAGGGCUGGUCAGGUUGGGGUGAACAAAGUGCCCUGCCAGACCCUGCCCUUUAGUGCAGCCACCUUGCCUGAAAAUAACUUCAAGGCUCUCUCUUGUCUGUGCCAAGGUGACCAGUCACCUGCUCAAAACUGGCCGCCAACCUCACCCGGCUUUCCACAGACCACAGCAAACGAGGCAUGGAAGGGAGAAAUAGCGCCCGGCACGGCUAGAACGGGCGAAGGCGGGCCCGUGGGGAUAAAGAUGGGGCCAUUGAGAUACCUGAGAGUAAUUCAUCAUUGGAUUGAGUUUAUAUCACCACGUUAAGACAGUCGAGAUGCGCUGGUGCCUUGAAGCCUGCCGCAGGUUGGCUUGUGGUGUGUUUUACGAGUUUUGCAACACAACCUCGAGCAAUUGUGGAGGGGACCUGGACAUAGGCCACAGGCCCCAAAUGCCUAAAUGGGCUCUUGUUUCUCACCACAUCCUGGAGCCUCAUUAGCGCGCUCUGCAGGGGCAUGGCCCGCCUAGGUACAGUAAGUAGCAUGUGGUUAAAGCCGAAGCUGAAGUAAGGCAAGGUAUUUAUCUAUGUGAGUCCAAAAAAUGAGCGAGCUGAGUCUCACAUCAGUCGAUGCAUGGCACUUAGAGGACUAACACGAGAGCGAGACACAUGAAACAAGGUAAACAGCACUAUAAAUUGAUUUCCAGUACCGACAGGAGAAGAAAAAAGAAAGCACGCAGCUCUAAAGAGCGAAAACAAGGGUCUUGAUAACUUCCCCAGCACAUACCGGAACCCCAUGUCUUAUUAUGGUGGGGAUGUCAAUGUCGAAGCAUGAGAAUGUCACCCUCCACGCUCUCGCCCUAAUGUAGGAUGAACCACUUCUGGUCAGGUCUGGGACAUGGCCAAGAUCUAUCCCAUUUUAUUCUACCACCUUACGCACCCAAACACGCUCCAAGUACUGGGGUAUAGCUGUGGGUAUGGGCGUGUUAUCCAGCAGCAGCAGACCAAGCUGCAUUGCCUAGCAUGCACUGACGUUGAGCUGUCAAAACGUCACCACAAGGGCAAGAAAAAAACACAAUCAGCAUUGCGCUGCUUUGUUUCAACAGACAGGAUCCACGCUGCCACAACGGCAAUCCUCUCUCCUUUUCUCUUGAAUCGUCUCGAAUCAGAUCGACUCAAAUCAUAUCACGGCCCUUGCCUGCCUGCCUGUCUCGUCCGCCCUCACAUAUUCCUGUCGUCUGCGGCCCUUAUUCGACUCAUCCCUGGGCGGCCGUCUCCAUUGAGCAGUGACAGCCGGUAGCAUUGGCCGGUGUCUACCAGUAAAUUGACAGCGGUAGUAAUCACAGUAACCGCCUUCUCGCAUCUGCUUGCCGGGUAUAAAGUCGGGAAGAGCGUGCCUUGAAUCGCAAUCUCUUCCUCCUUCACUCGCUAGCAUCGAGGUUUGUUGUAGACGAUCUCAACCGCAAAUACCUUCCCACAAACUCAUUCUUGAAUACAACACUGCCAUAUCGUAUCGUGCCGUGCUGCAACAUACCGUUCCACAGCGCGCGCUUCUUUUUCUGGAAUCUUGCUGAGUGGUAUUGUCGACCCAGAGCCGUGGAAUUGUUGUGCGUGCAGGACCCUGUUAACCUUGAAAAUAUAGUCACACACUCCUCCGAACUUGCAUAGCGACAUUGGGAAAACGAAUGCUUGGAUUGAUUGAUGUCCUUCGAUUGCCGUGAUGGAUCCCAAGAAUGAUGCUUCCUCGCACGGAGCCGUAGUCGAUAUCGGCGGUAGCAACAUGUACGACGGCGUUGGCAAGCGAUUGCAAGAGGCCCUCACGGCUCCAUACUCUCCAACCUCCAAACCCACGCUGCCCGACGAAUUACUGUACGACGAUGUCGGGUUGCCGAUCUGGAAUCAGAUCAUCUUCACCCCUGAAUUUUACCAGACCCAUGACGAGAUUGCCUUGUUUGAUGAGCAUGGCGCUGAUGUUGUUGCACGAUGCCCAGCUGGUGUCACAAUUAUCGAUCUAGGAGCUGGUGACACUCGCAAGGUUGGCCACCUUCUCGCAGCCUUUGAAAAGGGCAAGGUUCCCGCCAAGUACCUCGCAUUGGACAUUUCCAGAUCGUCGCUGAAUCACAAUGUCAAAUACCUGGUGGAGCAGCAUCCGAGCCCUGAGUCUUCAGUGACCUGUGCUGGUAUCUGGGGUACCUUUGGCGAUGGCAUGAGCUAUAUCCAAAAGAUCUCGACACCACGUCUCUUCCUCUCGCUAGGUUCAGUGCUCUGCAACGAUCCUUGGCCUGAAGCACUUUCUCACCUGAAGUUCUGGGCCGAUGCCCUGCGAUCUGACGACCUGCUUCUAAUUGGAAUGGACGGUCACACUCUUCCCAACAACAAGGAGAAGAUCUGGAACGCCUACCACUCUUGCGAUGGCCUUUAUCACAAGUUCUUCUUGAAUGGCUUCAAGCAUGCCAACCGUCUGGCAGGUGAGGAAUGGUUUCGUGAGGAAGAUUGGGAACUCCUCGCACAAUUGGAGGAUGAGCCCACUACUCGUCAUCGCUUCUUCUUCCGGGCCAAGAAAGACGUGAAGCUUAAGAAGAUGAGCCGCAUCAUCCAAAAAGGCGAAGAGUUCGACUGGUUUGAUUCUCACAAGUACGGCGAAGACAACGUGCGCCUCAUGUGCUAUAAGGCAGGAUUGAGCGUAAUCGAUGUCUGGCAGGCCCCAGGAUCGGAGUUCCGACAAUAUCUCGUUCGCCGCAAGGACAGCAAGGACCAGCGAGACGACGCCGACAGUGCCGUCUCGGGAGUCAGUUACUAAUCUGGCUGGCUCCGCGGCUGGCCGCUACCCAUCACUUCUAAUUCCUAAAAGAAUUUUCACCAAAAGGCGGGCAACUAUUGCUGAGAAUAUCUGCGGACAGUACCUUUUUACGAGUAAGGGAAGGUAAUGUAAUCCCAAAAUGGAUGGACAGAUCAAAGUUUUGUUCGUUGUGUUUCGUCAGGUCAGGCACAAGGUUUCCUCUUCUGCUUCGAGGACCUUUGCAACAAGGUGUUCCCACCAAGGGUACCUCUUACCGAUAUCUUUGGAGAGAGCAGUUGGAUCUCGUGGGAUUUGUACUUCUUUGUCAAUCCAUCCCCAGAUGCGCAAAAGCGCCUCGUACAAGGGGGGGACGCUCUGAGGUGACAGGUAAUUAGCCCCUAAUUCUGCAACUAGAGUGGGUAAUAUUGGGAGCAGUAGACCUGGGCAAAGGCAGAACCAGCCUGCGUCUUGCCAUAGAUUACUAAAAAAAAAAUGGAGGUUUGCGUUUCUUUUCUUUGCACUUACACUGCGAACUGGCGUUUGAACCACUUGUUCGAACCAAUCCAUUGAAACAUCCUUGUGUACAG
Fusarium verticillioides 7600 is the source of this 3930-nucleotide messenger RNA. RefSeq lists its product as hypothetical. The coding region runs from base 2285 to 3364 and encodes 359 amino acids. The transcript is spliced from 3 exons. The record is from RefSeq and is a predicted model, not a curated record. Lineage: Eukaryota; Fungi; Ascomycota; Sordariomycetes; Hypocreales; Nectriaceae. Gene Ontology annotation, molecular function: methyltransferase activity.